This is a messenger RNA of Bursaphelenchus xylophilus (pine wood nematode), 764 nucleotides long. Lineage: Eukaryota; Metazoa; Nematoda; Chromadorea; Rhabditida; Aphelenchoididae. The record is from the annotation of a GenBank genome assembly.
AUGUUGAUUUGCGAAGACUUAAGUGACGGAAAGGAAAGGAUUCCCUUAAGAGUUGUGAAUAAUUAUGAUGGAAAAUUGUUUCCGAAAUUUGAGUACAUAACAACUUCCGUGUAUCGAGAUCCCAUUAUGCCCAUUAGUUCAGUAAUUCAUGGACCCUCUUCCAGUAACGACAAUGCUGAUAAUGCAAUAGCCGGGCAAUUCCGUUUUGAGGUAUGGCUUUUUUCUUACUGGGAUGUAAAUAGUUGAAUGACCCAUUAAAUAUCGUUGUAGGUGUACUGUAAAGCCACCGAUUUUUGGGGUGUCCGAGCUCUCGAAGAAAUCCCCAGGGGCCAAUUAGUCGGAGAAUACGUGGGUAACAUUUCGCGGACUCAGCUUCAAACAGAACAUGACAAUUACAUCUUCUCCUUUACCGAUAAAAACGGAGUCAAUUGGGACGUGGAUGCUCACAAAAUGGGUAACUUUACAAGGUUCAUGAACCAUUCUUGUGACCAAAAUGUCGACUCCAAUGUAACCGAGGACACAUUUCCACCCAGAAUCUUGUUUUACAGUAAUCGCCGAAUUAGGAUCAACGAGGAAUUGACUAUCGAUUAUGGGCAUGAGUGGUGGACGGCCAAGGAGGAUCUCAAAUGCAUUUGUAAGAAGGAAUGCUGUAGAUAUAAAGACAGAAAUCAAUUUAUUCUGAUAUCACAAUAUUAGGGUUGUUAAGUCGUCAACUUGAGGCGUCAGUCACGUUGUCAAAUUGUUCCAUCACUUUGACUGUCUAA